Ruditapes philippinarum (Manila clam) is the source of this 4420-nucleotide messenger RNA. Its product is annotated as staphylococcal nuclease domain-containing protein 1-like. Gene Ontology annotation, biological process: mRNA catabolic process; regulatory ncRNA-mediated gene silencing. The transcript has 22 exons. The coding region runs from base 117 to 2822 and encodes 901 amino acids. The record is from RefSeq and is a predicted model, not a curated record. Gene Ontology annotation, molecular function: nuclease activity; RNA binding. Lineage: Eukaryota; Metazoa; Mollusca; Bivalvia; Venerida; Veneridae. Gene Ontology annotation, cellular component: nucleus; cytosol; RISC complex.
AAAACAUUUUAAAUCAGAAUUUCACAUUUGUUUACGAUCCACGUUGACAGAUCACGUGAUACGGUCAAAGCCAACUUCCUUUUUACUGCCACAUUGAAACUUUGAACAGCGAGGAAAUGAGUGCUCCUCAAGUUUUUCACAAAGGAAUUGUCAAACAGGUUCUGUCAGGGGAUGCUGUGGUCAUCCGAGGACAGCCCCGUGGAGGGCCACCACCAGAGAGAACAUUAUGUUUCUCUAAUAUAACAGCACCAAGACUUGCACGCAGGGCUAAUCCUAAUGUUGAAGGUUCAGCUGAGACAAAAGAUGAGCCUUGUGCAUGGCAAGCUAGAGAAUUUGUUAGAAAAUGUUUGAUAGGGAAAGAAGUCAUGUUUACAAUAGAAUACAAAACACCAUCUGCAACCAGAGAAUAUGGAUGUGUCUAUUUGGCAAAGGAUCCUUCUGGUGAAAACAAGGAGAAUAUUACUGAAUUACUAGUGGCAGAGGGUCUGGUUGAUCUGAGGAGAAGUGGACUCCGAGCUGAUGAUGAGAAUGCACAGAAGCUAUUUACUUUGGAAGAUGCAGCAAAGGCUUCUGGGAAAGGAAAAUGGAAUGAAGAUGUUCUCACACACCCUGAGAAAUAUAUAAGAGAUAUCAAGUGGACCAUUGAAAACCCAAGACAGUUUGUUGAUUCAUACCAUCAAAAACCUAUGGAUGCUGUGAUAGAACAUGUAAGAGAUGGCUGCACUGUUAGAGCAUUCCUGUUACCAGAUUUUCAUUAUGUUACCAUCAUGCUGUCAGGAAUUAAGGCACCAAUGUUUAAAACAGAUGAAGGUGGACAACAGGUAGCAGAACCAUUUGCCGAGGAGGCCAAGUAUUUUACUGAUAGUCGUCUUCUACAGAGAGAACUCAAGGUCAUCAUGGAGGGCGUGUCAAACCAGAACAUUCUUGGAACUAUAAUACAUCCUAAUGGUAACAUAGCAGAGUUGUUAUUAAGGGAAGGAUUUGCACGAUGUGUAGAUUGGAGUAUGGGAGUGGUAUCUCAGGGCUCAGAAAAUCUUAGAGCUGCAGAAAAGUUCGCUAAGGAGAAUAAGAAGAGGAUCUGGAAGGAUUACUCCCCUUCAUCUUCAGGACCAACCAUUGAUAUCAAAGAUAAAUCAUUCCAGGGGAAGGUUGUUGAAUGUGUUAAUGGUGAUGCAUUAGUAGUGAAGACAGCUGAUGGCAAAUUCAAGAAAUGUUUUCUAGCCAGUAUCAAACCACCAAGACCUACAGUAGAAGCAGAUGCAAGUAAACCAGCACCUAGAGUUACACGACCACUCUAUGAUAUUCCAUACAUGUUUGAAGCUAGAGAAUUCCUCAGGAAAAAACUAAUUGGGAAAAAAGUAAAUGUAGAAGUUGAUUAUAUCCAGCCUCCUAACCAAGGCUUCCCGGAGAAAACCUGCUGCACUGUUACCAUUGGAGGAAUCAAUGUGGCCGAGGCAUUGAUCAGUAAAGGUCUUGCUACAGUGAUCAGAUAUCGCCAGGACGAUGAUCAGAGGUCAUCCAAAUAUGACCUUCUCCUAGCAGCUGAAGAAAGAGCAAAGAAGAAGGGUGUUGGUCUUCAUUCUAAGAAGGAGGCACCUAUACAUAGAGUAGCUGAUGUUUCUGGGGAUAUAACCAAAGCAAAGCAGUUUUUACCUUUCCUCACAAAGGCUGACCGCCUAGACGCACUGUGUGAGUUUGUAGCUAGCGGCUCCAGACUGAGAGUUUUCCUCCCUAAAGAAACAUGUCUUAUAACUUUCCUUGUCUCAGGAAUUGAUUGUCCGAGAGGUUCACGCCCAGGACCAGCAGGCUCUACUAUACCAGCUGAACCAUUUGGUGAGGAAGCUACCAUGUACACCAAGGAAAUGUGUUUACAGAGAGAGGUUGAGAUCAAGGUAGAAACAACUGAUAAGGGAGGUAACUUUAUUGGCUGGCUGUUUGUAGAUGGUGUGAAUCUUUCCUUGUCUCUGGUAGAACAAGGUCUGGCCAAGGUUCACUUUACAGCUGAACGUAGCGUCUUCUACCCACAGAUGUUGAAGGCAGAGGAGGCAGCCAAGGCUCAAAAAUUAAAUAUCUGGUCUAAGUAUGAAGAACCAACAGUAGAGAAGCCUGAAGAUGAGCCCCAAGAGAGACAGGUCACAUAUAGAAAUGUUGUUGUAACUGAAGUAAAUGAUGACCUCAGAUUUUACGCACAGACUGUCGAAAAUGGUCCUCGUCUAGAGCAGUUGAUGGAGGAAUUACGUGUAGAAAUGGACUCAAACCCACCCCUACCAGGAGCUUACACACCAAAGAAAGGAGAUACAUGUGCAGCUAAAUACUCAGAAGAUAAACAAUGGUACAGAGCUAAAGUAGAAAAAGUGGAAGGAUCAAAGAUAACAGUUUUCUUCAUUGAUUAUGGAAAUCGUGAAGCUACAGAUUCCACACAACUGGCUCAGCUGCCGACACAGUUUGCUGUCAUGUCUCCACAGGCUACAGAAUACACUCUAGCAUUUGUUACACAACCAGCUGAUGAGGAUGCAAAGUUAGAUGCCCAGGAUGCCUUCUUUAACGAUGUAUUAAACCGUCAACUCAUGUUGAAUGUUGAACAUCGUAUAGGGGGUUGUGAGUGUGUCACCUUGUGUGACCCAGAAUCAAAGGAAGAUGUGGCAAAGAGUUUAGUUAGCGGAGGUCUCCUUCUUGUAGAACAGAGGAAAGAAAAGAGGUUUGCCAAAAUGAUCUCGGAGUAUACCAAGGCACAGGAUCUCGCCAAGGCUAACAGGUUGAACAUUUGGCGUUACGGUGACUUCAGAGAAGAUGAUGCUAAAGAAUUUGGCUACAAGCGCUAACGUAGACCCAUGCUUGACAACACAAGUGGAACGGGCAUUGAUGACCAUAUACACAUACAGCUGUACAUUAACUACACGUGUAAUCUAACAUUUACACCAGUUUUAACACGUGUUAUAUUAUGCUGGACUACAAGUGAAAUAUUACUUCCAGUCAACCACAUUAACACAUGUUACUGUUAGUUGGACUACACGUGUAACCUUACCAUUUACACCUUAAACACGUGUUGAAGUUUGUUGUUUGCGUAUGUGAGCAUUAAACAGCGCAGCUACACAAGUGGAAUCUAGGUUUUUAUAAUGUAUUCAAAUCAAACCAAUAAACAUUACACAAGUUCUUUAUAGCUUUAUCAUAAUUGUUUAAAGUGAAGGGUAUAUCUAGAAAACAAGUCUGACUUUUAUAUAUCUUAUUUAUUGCCAUUUAACAAAUUCCUAUUUAAUUUUGCCAUUGUUUUUUUUUUAAUUUAUAAUUGUUUUGAUUGCUGUUUUGCAUGUCCUAAAUUCUUCAUGGCAUUGACUUAGUAAUAUUUUUAUUACUUAUAAUUAAAGAUAUAUUACAUAUAUCACACAUAUAUAUAUAUAUAUAUAUAUUAAUUUUUGGACACCAGUUUUUCUAGAUAUACUUUUCUGUGGUUAUGGGUUCUUAAAUGCCCCCAUUAUGACUACAUAGGAAAUUGAUGUAUUUAUGUAAUGAACUGAAUUGUGUGUACAAUAAUUGAAACAGAACUGCGUUUUCUCAUCAUAUGUAACAUGUACAUGACAUGUAGUACUUGUAUUAUUACGCUUGACUAAAUAAGAAAAAAAACUUUUCUGUUAAGAAUCAUUAUUUUUCCAAAUAUUUUGGUGCUAUUGUGUUCAGUUGUAAACUAUAUUUUCAUUACAAAAUGUUUGUUAUAUUAAUUUUAUUCACAUUUUUUGUGUAACAUUAAAGGGAGAUAAUCACUCAUUUUUCAGACUUUUUAUAUUCAAUUUUAUGAUGUUUAUUCACUAUCACUUCUUUAAAGAUUUGCUUAUUGUCUACCAACAGAUAUUUUUAUUUUUUUACACACAUUGAAAUGCAUUGAUGCAAAGUUAUUUCAUGUUAUUUUUAUUACAGUUCUCUUUUUUUUCUUCUUACAGUUCUCGACUUCUUACAGUUCUCGAACAGAUAAACAUAUAUAAUUUACAUAGUCCUUUAGUUGCUAGCUUAAAAAGCAUGAGUCAUUCCAGUAUUAACACUUUCUUUACAGAUAUAUGUACAGUAACUUUGCUCAACAGUUAUAUGUAGGUUGUAAUGGACUUCUUUAAUGUAAAUUUAUGUUUAUACUAUUACCUUACUUUAAUUUCAUGUUAUACCUAUGAGUAAAGAUUAGCUUAUGUUAACUAUUCACUACUAUCUUGCAUUGAUUUACAAUUGUUCUGACUCUCAAAGAGUAUAUUGAAUAAUUUCAUACCGUGAUUGAUAAUGAAUAAAGUAAUGAAUUAUUAUCACAGAAUUUUAGGAACAUAUAUAAGCAGUAUUUAUAAUGUUCAAUAAUGAUUUAUUUAUAAACUGAGCUAUGUAUGAAUGUUUUCCUGUGUAGACAUAAUAUUGGCUUCAAUAAAGCGGCAUAAUCUGAAAAUAA